CGUCACGUGGGCUCCAGACCCGGCCGCCGCCGCUCGGUCGGCUGGUUGGUCGGUCAGUCGGUCGGUGGGUCAGUGGCCUGCAGCUCGGCUCGCGGCUCUCAUGUUCGGAGGUGGGAGGGACACGGGAGCGGCCCGCACACCUGAGCCGCCCGGAGAGGAGCCCCGCACCCAGUAAGAGAAGGAGAAGACUGAGGGGAAAGGCAUCAUGGCUUCUGAUGCCAGUCAUGCACUGGAAGCUGCCCUGGAGCAAAUGGAUGGGAUCAUCGCAGGCACUAAAACAGGUACAGAGAACAGUGAUGGUAGCUGUGAUCCUGCUCUGGCCUCCCCGGCCUCCCACGCCAACCCCUUCCCUGUGCUCCAUCUCGUUGAGGACUUGAGACUGGCCCUGGAGAUGCUGGAGCAUCCUCAGGAGAGAGCAGCCCUCCUGAGCCAGAUCCCGGGCCCCACAGCCGCCUACAUCAAGGAGAGCUUGUCCCAGGUAAAUCACCACGGUGCUGCUAGUAAUGAAACGUACCAGGAACGCUUGGCACGUCUAGAAGGAGAUAAGGAGUCCCUCAUUUUACAGGUGAGUGUCCUCACAGACCAAGUGGAAGCCCAAGGAGAGAAGAUUCGGGACCUGGAAGUGUGUCUGGAAGGACACCAGGUGAAACUCAAUGCCGCUGAAGAGAUGCUUCAACAGGAGCUGCUAAGCCGCACAUCUCUUGAGACCCAGAAGCUUGAUCUGAUGACUGAAGUUUCUGAGCUGAAGCUCAAGCUGGUUGGCAUGGAGAAGGAGCAGAGAGAGCAGGAGGAGAAGCAGAGAAAAGCAGAGUCAGUUCUGAAUGUGAUCAGUGAGCUGCAGGAGCAGAUGUGUAGGCUGCAGCUGGACAUCCACAGGCAGAUCCAAGAGCGCCUCUCCCUCGGUAGGGGCGACCCUGAGGAGGUGGCAGCCGGUGACGGUGCGGCCCAGCCCCCGCCCUGCAGCCAGGACGGUGCCUGUUGGGAGGGGUCACCUGAGUUACUGCAAGAGCUCAGACACCUCAAAAUCAAGGUGGAAGAGCUGGAGAAUGAACGGAAUCAGUAUGAGUGGAAGCUGAAGGCCACUAAGGCUGAGGUAGCCCAGCUGCAAGAGCAGGUGGCCCUGAAGGAUGCAGAAAUUGAGCGUCUGCACAGCCAGCUCUCCCGGACUGCGGCUCUCCACAAUGACCAUGCGGAGAAAGACCAAGAAAUCCAGCGUCUGAAAAUGGGGAUGGAAACUUUACUUGUGGCCAAUGAAGAUAAGGACCGUCGGAUAGAGGAGCUCACGGGGCUGCUAAACCAGUACCGAAGGGUGAAGGAGAUGAUGAUGGCAACUCAAGGGCCCUCAGAAAGAACUCUCUCAAGCAAUGAAGAAGAACUCGAGGGAAGUUUCAGAAAGUGGAGCACUGCAAAUAAAGGCCCCGAAGAAUUAUUUAAACCAGAGAUGCCUCCAAGAUGUAGCUCUCCAACCAUGGGGCCACCUCCACUACCGCAGAAAUCACUGGAAACCAGAGCUCAGAAAAAACUCUCCUGUAGUCUAGAAGACCUGAGAAGUGAAUCUGUGGACAAGUGUGUCAACGGGAACCAGAUCUCCCCACUGGUAGAACCCAAGGACAGCCCUUUCCUGGUGGAGCACAAAUACCCCACGUUACCUGGGAAGCUUUCCGGAGCCACACCCAAUGGAGAGGCUGCCAGGUCGACUCCCACUGCCUCCCAGCCGGACCCUGCAGGGAGCAGCCUGCUGAGGCUGAAUCGUGGCCGGAGUGUCAGUGCCCCCGUAUUAGGAGAUACAGAAAGUGGUUGGGACGACACUGCCGUGGUCAACGACCUGUCCUCCACGUCAUCGGGCACUGACUCAAGCCCCCAGUCUCCCCUAACGCCAGAUAGUAAACGGAGCCCCAAAGGCAUCAGGAAGUUCUGGGGAAAAAUCCGAAGAACUCAGUCCGGGAACUUCAACACUGAUGCCCCGGGGAUGGCAGAGUUUCGACGAGGUGGGCUCCGGGCCACUGCAGGGCCUAGGCUCUCUAGGACCAGAGACUCCAAAGGUCAGAAAAGUGAUGCCAGUGCCCCUUUUGCCCAGUGGAGCACAGAGCGCGUGUGUGCAUGGCUGGAGGACUUCGGGCUGGGUCAGUACGUGAUCUUUGCCAGGCAGUGGGUGACUUCUGGCCACACUUUGCUGUCAGCUACCCCUCAGGACAUGGAAAAGGAGUUAGGAAUUAAGCAACCUCUGCACAGGAAAAAGCUGAUUUUAGCUGUGAAAGCCAUCAACACCAAGCAGGAGGAGAAGUCUGCGUUGCUGGACCACAUCUGGGUGACACGCUGGCUUGAUGAUAUUGGCUUACCGCAGUACAAAGACCAAUUUCAUGAGUCCAGAGUCGAUGGGCGAAUGCUGCAGUACCUAACUGUGAAUGAUCUCCUCUUCUUAAAAGUCACCAGCCAACUACAUCAUCUCAGCAUCAAAUGUGCCAUUCACGUGCUGCAUGUCAACAAGUUCAACCCCCACUGCCUCCACCGGCGGCCAGCUGAUGAGAGUAACCUUUCUCCUUCAGAAGUUGUGCAGUGGUCCAACCACAGGGUGAUGGAGUGGUUGCGAUCCGUGGACCUGGCGGAGUAUGCGCCCAACCUUCGUGGGAGUGGUGUCCAUGGAGGCCUCAUUAUUCUGGAGCCACGCUUCACCGGGGACACCCUAGCUAUGCUUCUCAAUAUUCCACCACAAAAGACGCUCCUCAGACGCCACCUAACCACCAAAUUCAAUGCCCUGAUUGGUCCUGAGGCUGAACAGGAAAAGCGAGAGAAAAUGGCCUCACCCGCUUACACACCCCUGACCACCACAGCCAAAGUCCGGCCAAAGAAAUUAGGAUUUUCACAUUUUGGAAAUAUAAGAAAAAAGAAGUUCGAUGAAUCGACGGACUACAUUUGCCCCAUGGAGCCCAGUGACAGUACUGGUGACAGUCACAGGAUCUACGGUGGCUACCGGGGCCUUAGCCCCCUUGAUGCCCCUGAACUGGAUGGGCUGGACCAGAUGGCACCUUCGGAAGGCACCGUGACGCAGAUAGGGCUCCUCUCCCAAGACAUUCACCGCCUCACGACCCUGCUGAGCCAGGACCAGCUGCUGAACGACUCUCGCCUGGCCGCGCCCAGCUCGGAGGACUGGAGAUGACUUUCUUCAUGGCCGAGAGCCCAGAGAGGCACACGCGGGGGCCCCGAGUCUCGGCGUCAAGGGGGAGCAGGCCCAGCCACCUGCAGGCCCAGACGGGCUGGCAGGACAUCCCAGACGGGGCGCUGCCGGGAGCGCGGAGAGCGGUGGACAGACGCCGGGAGGUGGCCCCAGGGGCCCCGUGUUUUCACCCGUGCUGUGCUGAGGGACGCAGCUUUUUACCUUUUGUACUUUUAUACGUGGGCUGCACCCCACUUCUGGCGGGGGGGGCGGUGAGACGUCGGCACAGACUGCAUGGCUCCUGCUCUUCCUGGUGACAUUUGGGAGGUUCUUACGCCAAAGGGGAAGGGCAAGGAGUUCAUAAAAGCUCUGCUGGGAGAAAAUUCUGAAAAAAACUGUUGGGCAGUCCCGGGGCGGCUGCGCGGGCUGCAGGAUGGGAGCGCUCCGGGGCUGCGGCCACCCAGUAGGCCGGGGGCACCUCCGUUCACAGGACCCUGGCCCGGGGUCGGGUCUGGGUGAGCCCCGGGAAGGAGCAGGGCCCCUCUGCCCUCGGCCCUGACCGUCCGCGUCCUACCCUCCUGUGCACCGGGGUGUCAGGUUGUCAGUGCUGCUGGGCCUCCUCAGUUGGGGGCAGGGGCGGGUACCCCCUGGGCACCCCCACCCUGCACACUGCAGCGCGGGCUCCGCAGAGCAGUUGUCUGGUCAAACAGCUCCCCCCAGUGGAUGAGCCAAUGUUUCCACCACAGCUGGCCAACACACAGCAGCCUGGGGGGGGGGGUCCCCUACCUCAGGGAGAGGCCCAGUGCCCCAAGCCAUACCGACCCUCCCAUUCUCCCCCUCAUGGGGCUGUCACAGCUCACAGCUCGGGCCUCCUCUCUCCUCUGCUCCCCAAAGCUGGUCCCUGCUUGCUCCACCACGUCCCCAGCUGCUCCCCUCUGUCCCAGAGUGGCCUUUCCAAAGCACUGCUUUAAUCCCGUUACCUUUCUGCUAAGAACUCAGUUCUAGAAUCCAGAGAGGACUUUUCAAGAGCCUUAGCUGCACCCACGGCCCUUCUGAAUCUUCAGCCUCACGAACCCCCUCUGUAGCCUGUGUGCCCACCUCCUCCUCGCUGUAGCAGGUCUUUGCCCCCUUGGUCCCCGCUUCACAAGGCCAAGUUCUGCCUGUCAAGGCCCAGCAAGACCCCGCUUCCUUCAGGAAGCCCUCGCUGAUGCGUUGGUUGGAGGUCCCUGGGCCCCGCUGCGCUGUCUGCCCUUCAGCCGAGCCCCCCCCAGGACCCCCUGAAGUAGUGUGCCUUUCUCCCUUCGCACAGCCACACUCAGCACGCACACACCGAGCACCUGCUGUGGGCACACUCCCGUACAGCCCGGAGUCAGAACAAACCCUGGUCCUCGAGCUGCCCAGGCACUCCAUGCUGCCACGCUCCCCAUCCCCUCGCCCCUCCGUGUGUGCAGGCUAAGCGUGUUCCAUGCUGGGCCAAGCAGAGCUGGAGAUACAGGCAUGAGUGUCAAGGUCCUUGUCAGAGGGCGCUGCCAAGGGGUCGGGGGUACACCUCUGUUUCAAACAAGUGUGCGCUGAAAGUUACAGAUGCUCCGACAGAAACUAGUUGUCAUUUUUAAUGGCGAGCUGGGGCAGGGGACAGGGAAGGCUUCCAGGAAGAGGGGCUACUUGGUUUUCAGCGAUGAAUCUGGUUCCCCAAGUACACCAGAGCAGGAAAAGGUGCUCCAGGCAAAUGGCCUUGGAACAUCCCAGUACAUCCUAGCAAGUGCCCAAAGUUGCUAAGACUAGAGCAGAGUUUCCCAGCCUCUGCACCAUUGUCACUUAGGGCUGGGUAAUUUGUUGUGAUGGCGCCUGUCUGCUGUGUUGUAGGAUGGUGAGCAGCACCCUCUACUCCCUAGACCCCAGCAACACCCCUCCUCUGGUUCUGAUAAAAAUGUCUUCAGAUUUUGCCAAAUGUUCCCUGGGGGACAAAACUGCCCCUCAUUGAGAACCACUGGGGCCACAAAAUGGGGUAAAAGUGGGAAGCCCAGGGAAGGAAAAACCUGGUGAUGUCAAGCUGGAGUCAGAUCAGGACAGGCCCUGUGAGCCAGGUCCCUGUGAGGACAUGGGUGGCCAGGUGGGAGCUGAUGAAAGCAGGGGACAACGCAGGGUAAAAUCUGUGUUAGAGAAAAACAUGAGGGUGGGCUCUUACUCCUCAUACUGUGCCCAGUGGAGUAUCUUUCCCCAAGCAGGGCUUUGCUGAGGGUGCACUGAAUACACAGAUGGGUAAAGGCUUGCAGCCUCUCACCCCCAUGCCCCCCUUCCUGCUGCACCCCAUGCUCCCUCUGUGAGACCACCCAUAGGCAGGGCACAGCUGCACUCAAAUGAGUUCUCUAGAGCUGGCUCACCCUCUUCUGUGCCCCUCACACAUGCACGUGCACACAUGCACACACCCAGUGACACCCACUGCAGCAACAAUACUACAAUACCAGUUAUUGCGGAAAGGGAAUGACUUGGAAUUAAAUGCCCAGGUCUGAACCCAGUUUCUCCACCUUCUGUUGGAAUGACCUGGGGACAAUAACUUUGUCUUAGAGCCUCUCCUCAGCUGUAACUUGGAGAACAAAAUCCCCAUGGAAUCUCUGGCUUGUUAUGAGAACGAUAGGAACUAAAGUGCAGGAAGCGUUUACCUGCUCGCAGGUAACGGAGCAGCGCGUCAGCCUGGCAGCGGACAGCCAAGGACGUGGUGGUCAUUGUAUCGCUUGGGUUUAGCAAUGGGAAGGAUUGCGGGAAUAACUCCUGGAGCCUAGUCUCAUUUGCAGGUUCAGAUGCUUCUGUGCUAACCACCACCCGCUGCCAGAUCAGAACAGGACUUGGCAUUCAGAAGCUGCUAAGAAACCCAGGGCUCUUGCUUCCCUCUGUUGUGCAAAGCACAACAACAACGGCUGGAGCCCGCCUGCCCUGUGGAUUCACGAUGGCCCUAAUGCCUUUUAACACCAUUCCCAUUUCAAGGGUCUCCUACAAAAGAAGGAAGAGUGCACAUGGAGGGUGCCCGGCCCUCUGGUAGGUCUGACUUUAGAACACUCUGGAGAGGGGAGAGUUGAAGAGAGUUACUGGGAGUUGAUAUGACCACACUUGGGUUCUUCUGGAAUUUUCUGGUUUUGCCAGUUCUGAUCUCCCUGGGACACACAGAAGGCUGUUCCCAUGUAGGGCUGGCCAAGGCCCUCCAACUGCCUAGCUGGACCCCCAGAGAGCCACAUGUCCUGAGCUAUGUGCUUUGUCCUGAAGUUGAUUUCAUUACACUUUGGGGAAAGACACUGAAAUGGAAUUCCUUCAAGCCUCCCAAGCUAGGAGGCCUCUGAAAGCAGUCUGCUUCCAGCCCCUUGAACUCUGCUUAGGCCCACGCCCAAGAGAGGAGCCAUGUGCCCCCGGUGCAUUACAAGGCACUUGUGAACACAUCCCUGUUUAAUGCUGUGAGGCGGGACUCACUCUGAAAUAGAUGAAAGGGACCAGGCAAAUUUGCUUGGAGCAAGGAAGGUAUUAGUAAGUGAAAAUCAUCUCCUUGGUAUAACCCAGUUUCUCCAGGUUAGGAUGAGCAGCUGUCUGGAUCAGGGGCAUUGGGCCACACACCAGGAUGAGCGUGGACUGCCCCGGAGGAGGGAGGUGCUCCUUGAUCAUGUUGGCGGUGAUGUAGCCUGAGCUGUACUUCCAGCCUGAGAGUAAGCAGUAGUAGAAAAAAGCUGUGAGGGUGCCAGGUGAAGCCCCUGACCCCAAGCCUCCUGCCACCCCCCUCCCAAAGAGGCAAGGCUGCUCUCCAACACUUAGAAGUCUACACUGUUGUUCUCUGCAGAAGUGGGGAAGUUGAAGACGCGGGAGGGCCCAGGAAGCUGUCUUCACUAUGGACCCCAAACCCCACGCUCACUCUGGGACUCUGAGGCCCCCAGGUGGUGUCUGAUGCACCAAGCAUGGUCAGGGAUGGAGGACACUACAGUGAGGUGCAGUGUGAAUCAAGACCUUGAGUUGGGACUGUGCCUGGUGGAGCAGGCCUCGGGGCUUGUGGUUUGGUUGGGGGGGCACCCUCUUCUGGGCAGUGAGCUAUGUGACAAGGCUGGCACAGCUCAUGAGGUAGGAGGGGCAGCCAUGGAAGGCACAGGGCAUGGGUGGCAGCUGGGUGCUGGCUAGGGUUGUAGCAGUGGGCUGGAGCUCAUCAUAUGAGGACUGCUGUCCAGGAGAGGCUGGGUGGUAAGGGGGCAUGGGGUCCAUGGCCAUAUUAGAUGCAGGGAGUGUGAAUUCUCUGGGAUGCCAUGUCGAGUGUAGCAUGGAGUCCUCAGUGUCCCUCGAGAACCUCCCGAGGUUCAAUGUGCAUAUGGAGUGUUGCUGAGCUAUCACACGCCUGCCCUUGAUGGCCCUUACAAACAGGUUGUUCCAAAUCCUCUCUCCCUCAAGUUCCCUCCAUUUCCUGUGCGGAGACAGAGCUGAAGGUCUCAGCUCCCCCUCCCUCCCAGCACAGUCCUAAGAAGCAAACAAACCCAGGGACUACUUCCUGAGGUGGGUCAAGGGUUGGAGCUAAACCACAAUGGGGACAACAGGGAGCGUACCAACAGGAGGCCUGUCCAGGGUGUACCACAGGUCAAACUGGUCCGGGUGAGUUCUGGCAACUUCUUCAAGCUCCCGUCUCACCAAGAUAUCCUCCUCUGUCUAGAAAAGAAGCCCCAUGAGCAAAGCCUCACCAGGGCUGGACCGCUUGUUCCCCACACUGGGCACCUGGGCCAGCCCAUUUCUGCCCAAGCUGCCCCCACUCAGUGGGAGUGCUCUCACCCCACCCAGAACUUCUGGGGCAAAGGUUCUGUGGCAGCUCCUGCACCACCAGCCCUCUUUCCUGUGGGUGGAGGAGGUGGAACCUCCCGCAGAGGCGAUGACUGCCUUCCAGCUGGAAGACCAAGCAGGGUGGCCUCACUCAAGGUUCCCAGCACUCCACCACCCCAUCUACACUGAGCACCAGGUAUGGCCACCCAGCUGGAACUCAGAUGGAAUCAGCCUUGUGUGCGCCCGGGAUCUUCUGUGAAAAGUGCAAGCGGUAAAGGCAGUAACAUAUGAGGUACCACCUAACGUAACAGCACUGGAGAGCUAAAGCAGAGGAACACAAAGGUUGGAGCUUCAUUUGGGAAACGGGAGCAAAAACCAAAGAAACUUCUCAGGAGCUCAGAGGUACUGCACAGAGGACCUGGAUCUUAAAACUCUUCACGAUUCUUAAUGCCAGCAAUUCCACUUCUGGGAUUCUACUUAAGAAAAUAACCUAAAAGGCAACAGGCCUAGGCAAUAUCAUUCAUUUGGUCCUUUACAACUGUGAAAACUGGAAAAAAAAAUGUGAAUGCAGAAGUUAGAGUAAAUUAUGGUACAACUUGAUACAGACAAAAAUAGAGUUUUGAUGGGAAGAAAACGCUUGUGUGGUAAUACUGAGUGAAAAACCAAAGCAAUAUAUAACUAAUUGUAACUAUAUGGCACGUAUAAAGAAAAGACAGAAAAGAUGUCGAAUAUUUAUAUACUUCCGUAUUUCCUGAAAUUUCUACUGCAGGCAUCUAUGAUGUUAUACGCAGAAAAACAGAACUACACAUUAAGAAAGGAAGGACAGCUUAGUUCAUAGGGGGAUGGGGCAGACAGUUAAAAAAAUAAAUGAGAAAUCAGGCCUGGACUUAAAAAAAAAAAAAAAAAAAAA
Canis lupus familiaris (dog) is the source of this 8843-nucleotide messenger RNA. It is a transcript of the gene PPFIBP2, whose product is annotated as PPFIA binding protein 2. Gene Ontology annotation, molecular function: protein binding. Gene Ontology annotation, biological process: neuromuscular junction development. The coding region runs from base 206 to 3157 and encodes 983 amino acids. Lineage: Eukaryota; Metazoa; Chordata; Mammalia; Carnivora; Canidae. The transcript is spliced from 28 exons. Gene Ontology annotation, cellular component: presynaptic active zone. The record is from RefSeq and is a predicted model, not a curated record.